Lactuca sativa (garden lettuce) is the source of this 2738-nucleotide messenger RNA. Its product is annotated as F-box protein SKIP14. Gene Ontology annotation, molecular function: protein binding. The record is from RefSeq and is a predicted model, not a curated record. Lineage: Eukaryota; Viridiplantae; Streptophyta; Magnoliopsida; Asterales; Asteraceae. Gene Ontology annotation, cellular component: cytoplasm.
UUUCCAUAUUCCCCCUUCCCCCACACUCUCUCUCUAGAGAUAACCCUUCUCUCUCUAAAAAGUCCAUCUCGCUCCCGUGAAACCCCAUCGACAGAUUCGUUCGACUCGACUCGACUCGGAUCGGAUUUCCGUUCGAUUCUUGUUAUCUAUCAUACUAUCUCAUAACGGUUGUGUUCCACAUUCACGGCGAUUGACCGACGUUCAAAGCGUUGUGAUUAUCUCGACAGACGACGACACCCUAUCCAUCGUUCCUUUCAAUUCUAUCGAUUGCCUUUGUUCUGAGCAAAAUCGUAGGUUUUCUGAUAUAAAUCAGGUCAUAUUCUUCCACUCGUUGAUUCUUUUAUAUUUGUUUCUUUGGUUAGGUGGAUUAGGUCUUAAUUUCGAAUACUAGGGCAUUAUUAUUCAUUGAUUCUUUAAUUGUAUAGUGAUUAUCGUUUUCGGUUUUCCUUUCUGCGGUCUUCUCUCAAUAUCUCGUAGUUGAUAUAUAUUCGUAUAGGUAGUGGUUCCAACAAGAAACUCCGUGAGAUUUUUCGGUGCGUUAUUUUAGUUUGCCCCCAAAAUUGAGGGUUUUCUUGUCUGAGAUUUGUUCGUCUUUUUCUAGGUCUAGGUAUUCUGUAAUCAUCGAAACAAAGAAAAAAAGCAAAAAAAAUCUACAGAAGAAAAAAGAUCACGUAAUAUUCCUGUUUUGUUUUUGAUUUUGAUUUUGAUUUGGCGAUUUAGCUGAAUCUGGGGUUUCCUUUCAAGUACCUUUUUCAGUUUCGUGUCUCCGGGAAAAUAUAAAUUUCUUUUAGGUGUACACAAAAUGGCUCUGAACUAUUCUCAGCGGCCAGUUUUUCCUGCUCAUACAUCCGAAGACAAUCUGAUUUCACCCUUGAGGAUCGUGAAUGGGUAUGUCGUGGAAGGCAUGUCAGACAGAGGGGGAGAAAGCUUCGUGAAACCUAGACAUGGUAAUGGAGAGAUCCAUGAUCGUUUUGGUGGCUCACCAGAUCCAGUUUCUACAGACAUAAUCGACUUAUUACCUUCAGAUCCAUUUGGUAUGGAGAUCGAUAUCAGCACAACUUUCACAGCCAUCACCGGGUGGCUUGAAGAUUUUGAAGUGGACUACGUGCAAUAUGUCAGAAACAACAUUGCUAACACAAAUGAAGAUUACAGAUUAUAUGCAGGUCUCAAUCUGAUCUGGAACAGUGCCUUGAGGUUUCAAUCGUUUCCAAGCAAUGAAUCACCUGAUGAUAAAGGUGGUGCUAGUUUUAUGGAUGAUGAAGACGCCACAACAUCCAAUAACGAAGGAGGAGACCCUCAUGAGGCGUUUCUUCUUGCUCUCACUUAUCUUGGAACAAAAGAUCUUCUUUUACUCGAAUGUGUUUGUAAAACAUUAUCUUCUACAAUACGUAACGAUUCGUUAUUAUGGAGAACCAUUCACAUUGAUCAGCCAUUAAGUGAGAAGAUCACCGAUGAUAUUCUUGUCCAAUUAACCAACAGAUCAGAAGGUAAUCUCAGAUGUUUAACUCUUAUAAAAUGCCCAAGAAUCACAGAUGAUGGAUUGAAGCGUGUUUUGGAAACCAACCCAAAGUUGACGAAAUUGUCUGUUCCUGGAUGUACAAGAUUAAGCAUCGAUGGUAUUUUGAAUAACUUGAAGGCUUUCAAGUUGUCAGGGACAGGUGGCACUUCGGGUAUCAAACACAUAAGAACAGGUGGGUUUUAUGGGAUAACAUAUGAGCACUUCAAAGAGUUGAAGUUUUUGUUGGGUAGUGAUGACAACAACAUUCAGAAAAAUGAUUAUCUUCCUCAUUAUUAUCAUCGUGGGAAUUUGUAUCUACCAGAUGAUGAACGUGAUAUAGACGUUGAAGUGUGUCCAAGGUGUCAGAAUUUGAGGCUUGUGUAUGAUUGUCCAGCUGAAGGGUGUUUUGGGAAAGAUCAAUGUAGGGCUUGUAUAAUUUGCAUACCUCGAUGUGCUCAAUGUGGUCGCUGUGUGCAUAACAGUGAAUACGAAGAAACGUUUUCUUUGGAGUAUCUUUGUUCUGGGUGCUUGAAGGAGAUGCCACGGUGUCAAAAAGUGCAACAGAUGGAUGUUGAUGUUUUUUGACGUGCUAGUGCCACGUCAGACGGUAUGACGUUGCUUGCUCCUAAUGUGGUGGAGUUUUUCGUCCUCUUCAACAUCUUAUAGAAAUGGAUAUAGUUUGGUUUAUGGAAGGCCCCUGGGGUUUUCGGUUUUUUUUUUCUUGAAGGGUGAUGAGAAAAUUGGAAAAGGAAAAGUUAAAAAAGAAGUCGGAUAGAUAGAACACGUGCGCAAUGGAUGUGGCUUCUUGUUGACGUGGUGCUGUCGGGUAGGGGUGUAAUUGGUGAAAUCUCAACGGUUAUAAUUGGAGGAAUGGAAGGAGGUGUGUAAAUGGUCAAAGUUUUGACCAUGAGGAUUCGUGAUGGGUAGACACGUGUUGUGGAGCUGGGUGGGUGGAGCGGGUCGGAUAUUGGUGUGUUGACUGCCUGGGUUACACGUGUAUUAAUCUGAUUCUGAUGGGUUUUGGGUUUUGACCCGUCUGUGGUGUUUGGCUGGAUCUUUACUUGGAUUCAAAUACGAUGUCGUUGUUCUUUGGACUCUUGUAUUUUCAUUUGAUGUUUUCCUAUUUCCUUUUGUUACAAAAAUGUAUUAAUUGUUAAGAUGUCAUGUUUGUGGUGUGUACCAUGUUUUCUUUUGUUAAAAAAAUGUUUAUUAAUGGUUAAAAUGUCAUGUUUGUGGUGUA